Messenger RNA from Melitaea cinxia (Glanville fritillary), 1294 nucleotides. RefSeq names its product cysteine-rich with EGF-like domain protein 2. Lineage: Eukaryota; Metazoa; Arthropoda; Insecta; Lepidoptera; Nymphalidae. The coding region runs from base 1 to 1248 and encodes 415 amino acids. The transcript has 5 exons. Gene Ontology annotation, molecular function: calcium ion binding. The record is from RefSeq and is a predicted model, not a curated record.
AUGACGAUACCGGUACCACUUGUGUACAUAAACGUGAAAAUAGAGGAUAACCAGUCGAUCAAUCGCAGAACUUAUGACACGGCCUUGUUCGGCAGAGUUGACGUCAUGCAACUCGAGUCACCAAGUUAUUUUUUUCUAGUAAUUUUAAAUUUAGGUUUUGGUAAUGUACAACCCCCGACCAUUAAUCCGGGCCUUUUAACACCAACCCAACAAAUCGGUGAGUGCCAGUCUUGUAAGAUAUUUAUCGAUUCGUUCAAGAUGGGUCUAGAAAGAACUAAGAGAGGUAAAUACGAGGGGGGCGAUGCAGCUUGGGAAGAAGAAAAGUUAAGUAAAUCAUACAAGCGUAGUGAAAUUCGUUUAGUCGAUAUACAGGAAGGUAUAUGCAAAGAAGAAACUAAACACUCUGUCCAGUGCCACCUCAUGGCUGAGAAGGCAGAAGAGUUAAUAGAGGAAUGGUGGGCUCAAGAUCCAGAUGAAUCUGCCGAUUUGUACACCUAUAUUUGUAUAGAUAAAAUGCAAGUGUGCUGUCCAAAACAUCACUACGGCAAAAACUGCUUACCCUGUCCCGGUGAUCAUGACAACAUUUGUAACGGCAAUGGAAAAUGUAGGGGAGACGGUACAAGGAAAGGUAACGGAACUUGUCUAUGUAAUCCAGGAUACUUUGGAGAGAAUUGUGUCCAAUGUGCUGUAGGGUAUUAUCACGAGGAACAAAAUGGUGUAGAUAAAUGUCUCGAAUGUCACCCGUAUUGCUUAGGUGGCUGUCGAAAUGGAACACAAUUAGACUGCGUAGCUUGUAAGCCUGGAUUUGUCUUUGAUAUAAAUAAUGGCUGUAUGGAUGUCAAUGAAUGUGACGAUGUUAAGAAAUGUGCAGACAAUCAGUUCUGCUUGAAUACAGUAGGAUCGUAUCUAUGUAGAGAUUGUGAUCGAGCAUGUAUCGGGUGCUACAGUGAUGGACCCGACGCCUGCAGUAAAUGUGCGGAGGGGUAUUACAUGAAAGGAGAACUUUGUAUAUCUGAUAGAGACAACGAUGAACAGGAAAAAAUAAUGACAAAUUCAAGGUUCAUGAGCUAUCUCGGACUGAUUGUAGCGACUGGCAUUAUGCUUCCUAGAUCGACCACCUUGGGCAGCAUGGUCGGUAUAAUGGUGCUAUCAUACAUUAUGGGUUCAGAAUACUACUGCAUGAUAAAUGGACAUACAGGGCUCGUCGAUCUCACUCAAUUCGACCUUUUUAGAAUAUUUAAAUUGUAAGUUUAUUUAUUGUAUGUGUUUAAUACACAUUGUAUGAUUGAGUUUG